UUAUUAAUAAGAUAUAAAAUUUAUAAAAAUUUUUUAUUAAUCGUAUAAAUUUUUAAUAAAGUUUAAUUAAAAAAAUGUUACAAGUAAAAUCUCCAUUAUUCUUUGAAAUAUUUUAUGAAUGUCGAACAACAAAAGCUAGAACUGGUAGAAUAACACUUAUUCAUCAUCAAAUAGAUACACCAGUAUUUAUGCCAGUAGGCACACAAGGUACUUUAAAAGGUUUAUUACCUCAACAAUUAGAACAAUUAAAUUGUCAAAUUAUACUUGGAAAUACAUAUCACCUUGGAACAAGACCUGGUCUUAAUGUUAUGCAAAAAGCUGGUGGUUUACAUAAAUUUAUGAAUUGGAAAAGAGCUUUAUUAACUGAUUCUGGUGGUUUUCAAAUGGUAUCAUUAUUAGAACUUGCAAAAAUUACAGAAGAUGGUGUUAAGUUUAAAUCACCAUAUAAUGAAUCAGAUUGUAUGUUGACACCUGAACAUUCCAUACAAAUACAAAAUAUAAUAGGUGCAGAUAUAAUUAUGCAACUUGAUGAUGUAGUUAAAAGUACAUUAACAGGACCAAGAGUAGAAGAAGCAAUGUAUAGAACAACUAGGUGGUUAGAUAGAUGUUUAAAAGCACAUCAAAAACCAAAUGAACAAAGUAUAUUUCCAAUUGUACAAGGAGGACUUGAUCCCAAACUUAGAUCAGAAUGUGCAAAUCAAUUAAUUAAGCGUAAAGUCAAUGGGUAUGCAAUAGGAGGAUUAAGUGGUGGAGAAUCUAAAGAUGAAUUUUGGAAAAUGGUAUAUCUCACUACAAAUAUACUUCCAAAAAAUAAACCACGAUAUUUAAUGGGUGUUGGAUUUGCUAUUGAUUUAAUUAUUUGUUCUGCUUUAGGAAUAGAUAUGUUUGAUUGUGUAUUUCCUACAAGGACGGCGAGAUUUGGUUGUGCAUUAGUACAUACUGGCCAAUUAAAUUUAAGACAAGUUCAAUAUCGUAAAGAUAUGAGACCAAUAGAUGAAUCAUGUGAAUGUAAUACAUGUAAAACAUAUACACGUGCUUAUCUUCAUCAUAUUGUAACAGUAGAAACAGUUGCAUGUCAUUUGCUAUCUAUUCAUAAUAUUGCAUUUCAAAUGAAACUAAUGGAAAAUAUUAGACAAAGUAUUAAAGAACAAAGAUUUCCAAAAUUUAUACAACAAUAUAUGUUAGAUUUAUAUCCAAAUAAGAAAUACCCUUCAUGGAUUGUUAAUGCCUUGAAAACUGUUGAUGUUAUAUUAUUAUAAGAGAUGUAAUUUAUUUUCAUAAUAAAAUUUUUCUUUUUCAA
Apis laboriosa (Himalayan honeybee) is the source of this 1300-nucleotide messenger RNA. RefSeq names its product queuine tRNA-ribosyltransferase catalytic subunit (gene Tgt). The record is from RefSeq and is a predicted model, not a curated record. The transcript has 7 exons. Gene Ontology annotation, cellular component: cytosol. Lineage: Eukaryota; Metazoa; Arthropoda; Insecta; Hymenoptera; Apidae. Gene Ontology annotation, molecular function: tRNA-guanosine(34) queuine transglycosylase activity. Bases 75 to 1259 code for a protein of 394 amino acids.